UUGCUCUCGAUUGAAAACGCGCUGCUGCGGUACUCACGAAACUCAGACGAAUACGCUAAGCAUUUAGGCGAUGAACUGCGGAGACUGGACUACAGAGUUGCGCUCAGCGGAGCUUCCGACGAAGAAAAAGAACAAUUGUCCGAUGAGCUGUUCAGCGGCAGCGAAUGUUUCCAGGCGAAGGGGAAUCGGAGAGCGAACGCUGACGAACAGCCAGUUACCGUCGCCAGAGUCAUAAAAACUGACUUCUACAAAGUGUUUUUCACAGAAGUUCUCGAUUUGGUGGCUGCGCGGAAGGUAUUCGUCAAGGACGGGUUUGCGUACGUUCCCCAGAGCGACUUUAUAUCGAUUAUGAUAGGCAGGUUCCGGUCUAUUUUGUCUCUCUCUUUGACGGCGAUGCUUGUCGAAACCCCAGGCCUGGCAAUGAUUGAAACGUGUGGCUUGAUGAUAGACAUCCAAGACAAGGCUUUUAUGUCUGUUGGUUCAUUUCUGAAAAUGUCAUGGAAAUCGAAGAAAUGGUAG
Soboliphyme baturini is the source of this 519-nucleotide messenger RNA. Lineage: Eukaryota; Metazoa; Nematoda; Enoplea; Dioctophymatida; Soboliphymatidae. The record is from the annotation of a GenBank genome assembly.